Betta splendens (Siamese fighting fish) is the source of this 1076-nucleotide messenger RNA. Its product is annotated as trace amine-associated receptor 7f-like. The record is from RefSeq and is a predicted model, not a curated record. The transcript is spliced from 2 exons. Gene Ontology annotation, molecular function: trace-amine receptor activity. Gene Ontology annotation, biological process: G protein-coupled receptor signaling pathway. Gene Ontology annotation, cellular component: membrane. Lineage: Eukaryota; Metazoa; Chordata; Actinopteri; Anabantiformes; Osphronemidae. Bases 1 to 981 code for a protein of 326 amino acids.
AUGGAGACACUGGAGGAAGCUGAACUGUGCUUUCCACAACUCAACGCCUCAUGCGAGAAGCGCCCACGCAGUCAGUCAGAGGCCUUGCUCAUCUACUCCCUGCUGCCCUGUUUUUCUCUGCUCACUGUGGUUCUCAACUUGCUGGUCAUCAUCUCCAUCUCCCACUUCAGGCAGCUCCACACUCCCACCAACCUCCUCCUCCUCUCUCUGGCUGUGUCUGAUUUCCUCGUUGGUCUCCUCGUGGUGCCUUUUCAGAUACUUUUAAUUGAACCCUGUUGGCUCCUGGGUGACCUGGCAUGUGUGCUGUGUUCAUUCUUACCUUUUAUUAGUGUUCCUGCCACCGCAGGUAACAUGGUUCUCAUAUCAAUCGACCGUUAUGUGGCCGUUUGUGACCCUUUACGUUACCCCACCAAAUUCACUCAAAAAACAGUUAAAGGUCUAAUUCUCCUGUGUUGGGUUUACUCUGUUCUCUAUAACCUUUUGUUUUUAUUUGAUAACCUGAGGCAAACAGGCAAAUUUAACUCCUGCUAUGGAGAAUGUGUGAUUACUAUAAAUGGUACUGUUGAUCUAGUGAUGAGAUUUAUUAUUCCCAUCUCAGCCAUCAUCAUCCUGUAUGUGAGGGUGUUUGUUGUGGCUGUGUCUCAGGCUCGUUCCAUGCGCUCCCACGUUGCAGCUGUUAAACUGCAGCGUUCACUGACUGUGACUGUUCAGAGGUCAGAGCUGAAAGCAGCCAGGACUCUGGGUGUGGUUGUUGCUGUGUUUCUCAUGUGUUAUUGUCCAUAUUUUGGUGUUUCUCUUUUUGGCUCCCACUUUGUCACUGGUUCUUCAGUUAAUAUUCUUAUGUUUAAUAUGGUAGUAUUUAACUCCUGUCUGAACCCUGUAAUUUACGUCUUUGUGUAUCCCUGGUUCAGAAAAUGUAUCAAACUGACUUUUACCCUUCAGAUACUGAAGUCUCGUUCCUGUCAUGCCAAAGUACUGUAAUAAACUACUGUAUAUGUGAUUAUAAAAACAGCAAUGUGAACCAGUUCUUGUCUAUAAAGUUUCAACAUGCGCUUAUUUUAUUGUCACCUUAGUGA